AUGCAAGCAAAUAUUAUCCCUUUUCUUUUGUACGCGCUGCAUCUUCGCCCCACCCGCGCACGCACACCGACGCACGGCACUUAUGAACUAUACCUGUCUCUCUUGCACCCACGCAUCUUAGGGUGUAGUACGCGUGACACGAUCUCUGUCGAACAGCCGACGCGACGGCGACCGCGAGUAACCCCUGGCCACUUCGUAUGGACUCGCACGCGCCGUCGUCGGCCGGCCGAGCGAGAUAGCGCGAGUCGUGGACAUGCGGAGGCCGCGGAGCCCUCGCGCAAAGGGACACAGGACAGACGCUCUCGGACAUCGGGCGAGAGCGGGCGGCCGGCCGUGCACCUGCCUCGCACCGUUUUGAACACGCGACGUGCUCGAUCGCGAGACGCUACUUCAAUUUAUCGUAAACACUAA
Arctia plantaginis is the source of this 411-nucleotide messenger RNA. The record is from the annotation of a GenBank genome assembly. NCBI's taxonomy places the organism in Eukaryota, Metazoa, Arthropoda, Insecta, Lepidoptera, Erebidae.